Messenger RNA from Medicago truncatula (barrel medic), 1716 nucleotides. Its product is annotated as hydroquinone glucosyltransferase. Lineage: Eukaryota; Viridiplantae; Streptophyta; Magnoliopsida; Fabales; Fabaceae. The coding region runs from base 143 to 1579 and encodes 478 amino acids. The record is from RefSeq and is a predicted model, not a curated record. Gene Ontology annotation, molecular function: UDP-glycosyltransferase activity. The transcript has a single exon.
UCUCUACUAGUCAGAAAUUCACGAGCAUAGGCUACCUUGUCGUCAAUUAUAUGCUGGCUGGUAUAAUUAGGUGGAUUGUACAUUUUAUUAAUGCAUCUCCACAAAAACCUUGAGCUUCCUAAAUUGAAUUAAAUUCAUCACUAUGGAGGAGCAAAAAACAUGCAUAGCCAUGAUUCCUUGUCCAGGACUAAGCCACUUAAUUCCAUUUGUAGAGUUUGCAAAACUACUUGUUCUUCAUCACAACAAUUUCCAUGUCACUUUCCUCAUUCCAACUCUUGGUUCUCCUACACCAUCUACCAAAUCCAUCUUAAACUCUCUUCCACCAAACAUUGAUUUUACAUUCCUUCCUCAUAUCAAUAUCCAGGACCUUCCUCCCAACAUUCACAUCGCAACACAAAUGAAACUCACAGUUAAACACUCUAUACCCUAUUUGCAUCAAGAAGUUAACAAAAUGGUAACUUGUUCAAAAACAAACUUUGUUUGUUUGGUUUUUGAUCUUUUCUCAAGCGAUGUAAUCGACAUCGCUAAAAAAUUCAACCUUAUGUCUUAUAUUUUCGCUACUUCAUCAGUUAUAUCACUUCAAUUCUGUCUUAAUCUUCCCAAACUAGAUGAGAGUGUUUCCUUUGAGUUCAUGGACACAACAAAAACAUUUGACAUUCCAGUUUCAAAUGUUUCUUUUAAGGUAAAGGAUUUUCCUGACCCUGUUCUUUUUGGAAGAUCAAGUGAAACAUACAAAGCAUUUCUUUGUGCGUGUCAAAAACUCUCUUUGGUAGAUGGUGUCAUCAUCAAUAGCUUCACUUAUUUGGAACAUGAUGCAAUAAAAUCUAUACAAGAUAUCAUUUGUGUUUACCCUGUGGGACCCAUCAUUCAAAGAGAGUCAAAAAGUAAAGAAAAUAAGUUAGAGUGUAUUACAUGGUUGAACAAUAAGCCUUCAAAAUCUGUUUUGUUCAUCUCUUUUGGGAGUGGUGGAGCACUCACUCAUGAACAAAUCAAUGAGAUAGCUUUUGGGUUAGAAUCAAGUGGUUGCAAUUUUUUGUGGGUUAUUAGAGUUCCAAAUAAGCACUCAAAUUCUGCUUAUUUUAGUGGAUCUUCAAAAAAGGAUGAUCCAUUAAAUUAUUUACCAUUAGGUUUCUUGGAAAGGACUAAAGAUCAAGGCUUGGUGGUUCCAUCAUGGGCUCCACAAGUUGAAAUUCUUAGUCAUAGUUCAACUGGUGGUUUUUUGACUCAUUGUGGUUGGAGUUCAAGUUUAGAGGGUUUAGUUUAUGGUGUGCCUAUGAUUGCUUGGCCAUUGUUUGCUGAGCAGAGAAUGAACGCAGCAACACUCACCGAUGUUUUCAAAGUGGCAGUGAGGCCAAAAAUUGAUGAUGAAGAUGGGAUUGUAAAAGGAGAAGAAGUUGCAAGAGUUAUAAAGAUUAUAAUGAACCAAUAUUCAAGGGAUGGUGAAGGUUUGCAAUUACGGAAAAGAAUUGAAGAUUUGAGAGUUGAGGCUGCUGCUGCUGUGAGUGAAGAUGGUUCCUCUAGGAGGGCACUCUCUAGUUUAGUGCUCAAAUGGGAGGAAAGAGUAACUCUCAUAAAUUGAAAUUGUUUUCACUUAUGAAUUAGUUAAUAUGUAUUUACAUGUAAUAUUAAUAAUUGAUUAUUCGUCAAUUUGUGAUACUCCUAAAACGAGGGUAUCAUUUAGUUACUAUUAUGUAUUAAUUAUGUUGUUAUCUAUAA